This is a messenger RNA of Pyricularia oryzae 70-15, 3028 nucleotides long. Its product is annotated as RNA polymerase II Elongator subunit. Bases 178 to 2778 code for a protein of 866 amino acids. The record is from RefSeq and is a predicted model, not a curated record. Gene Ontology annotation, cellular component: elongator holoenzyme complex. Gene Ontology annotation, biological process: tRNA wobble uridine modification. Gene Ontology annotation, molecular function: protein binding. NCBI's taxonomy places the organism in Eukaryota, Fungi, Ascomycota, Sordariomycetes, Magnaporthales, Pyriculariaceae. The transcript is spliced from 3 exons.
AGCAAAUGCAAGAUGAAGCUUGGUUGCUUGUUACGACACAAGCAAGUGUUGAAAUGGGAAGAAACAAAAACAAGAAAAGAAGGGAAAAGUAAAAGAACCAGGAGAUAGAAAGAAACGGAACCUGAGCAGCAUCCUUGUCUGAAUCUCGUCUUGCUUUCUUUACAUCUUUCCACGGCAAUGGCCGCACCUGCGUCUGACGUCGACGCGGUAUACAUUGCAGCCGGCGCCAAUAGACACAGCGCCGUCGCCGAUUGGGGCUGGGAUGGCACUGUUGCCUAUGGCGCCGAUGCAAACAUAGCACUUUGGAGACCAAGGGAUGAUAGACCUGGAGGCGUCACAAGGCUUUUGAGUGGGCACACGGGUGUCGUAAAGGCCGUCAAAUUCCUACCGGCGCUGUCGCAGGGAGGUGAUGACGACAAACCUUCAUCCUCAUACCUGGUCAGUGGCUCGGAUGACCAGAGCUUGAUAUUGUGGGAGCUCAAGGCAGACGGCAGCGCAUCAGUCAAGCAGACAGUCAACGAGCAUACGGCGCCAGUUCAUUGCAUAGCCGUCCUCGCCAGCAGCGCGGAGAAAUCUAGUGAGGGGCGAGCCACGACAAUUCUGGCGUCUGGUGGAGCGGAUGCCACCAUCAGGAUAUGGCGUUGCUUCGGGCCAGACGGCGAGCUCAGCCUGCUGCAGACGAUUGCAACGAAGCCCAAGUACUUCCCCCUAGCACUAUCCCUCAGCUGCUUGAGCCAGCAAGGCAAUGCGUUUAUUCUGGCCUCGGCCGGGACAAGGGACACCGUGCAGAUUUUCUCCGGCUCAGUGGCUGGAGACGAUUCUGCAGCCGACUUUCAGCUUGCCGCUACUCUGUCCGGUCACGAAGGUUGGAUCAGAUCUCUUGACUUUGCUUGGGAGAAUGCUGAUUCACCCGGGCAAGGCGACCUGCUCCUUGCCUCUGCGAGUCAGGACAAGUACAUCCGUCUCUGGAGGGUUCACAAGGGCAAAGAACUCCCGGCCAAGGCAGCGGCGCCCUCAGACGGGACCGCAGUAGCGGGCUCCUUUCUUCCUGGCAAGUCGCCAUCAAAUAAAGCUCACAGGUUGACCGCUGGCGGUGAAGACUACUCCGUCUCGUUCGAAGCCCUCCUCCUUGGCCAUGAUGACUGGAUAUACAGCGCCAAAUGGGGCCGUGGAUCAAACAAAACAUUGCAGCUUCUCUCCACUUCCGCCGACAACUCCCUGGCCAUAUGGGAAGCUGACCCUGAGUCUGGAAUCUGGAUCACAAGCGCCAGGUUGGGUGAGCUGAGUAAGGAAAAGGGUGCUACGACCGCUACCGGGAGCAUAGGUGGCUUCUGGACUGGGCUUUGGUCGCCGUCGGCCGAGACGGUCGUUUGCCUGGGCCGUACCGGCAGCUGGCGGCGUUGGGACUUUGAGGAUGACGGGGCAGGCGGUGUUUGGAAUCAGGCCCUGGCUGUUUCGGGACACACGAGGGCCGUAACCGGUAUCACCUGGUCCCGCGACGGCAGCUAUCUCCUGUCAACAUCUCUGGACCAGACUACGCGGCUACACGCCGAGUGGAGGACGCGAAGUUCCGCCGGUGAUGAUUCCCGGCCGACGUGGCAUGAGAUGGCUCGCCCCCAGAUCCACGGCUAUGACCUCAACUGCAUUGAUACCAUUACCUCUUCCCAGUUUGUCUCGGGUGCGGAUGAAAAGCUGAUGCGCGUCUUCAGUGCUCCCAAGACUGUCGCUCGAAUGCUCGAGCGGCUCUCUGGUAAGAACAUCAUCGGCUCCGGUCCCGGCGAAACGCAAGCUCUACCGGAUGCGGCCAACAUUCCCGUGCUUGGCCUGUCCAACAAAGCCGUUGAUGCCGUGGAUGACCAGACAGCCGAUCAGGCCGAGGCCGAGGCUGAAGCCGCAGAGGUUGAGGCUGCCAUGUCGGGGAGCAAGCCCGCGGACAACGAGAACGCAACUGUAUACCGUGCCUCGGCGCUGGAUUUUGAUCGACCGCCCUACGAGGAUAGUCUCUCACGUCACACCUUGUGGCCCGAGAUCGAGAAGCUCUACGGUCACGGGUACGAACUCUCCUGCCUGACUACCAGCCACGACGGCAAGGUGGUCGCCAGCGCAUGCAAGGCCAGCUCGAUAAACCACGCCGUCGUCAGGUUGUUCCACACCGGCCCCCGCUGGACCGAGAUAAAGCCACCCCUGACGGCGCAUUCGCUGACAGCCACGCGUCUGCGUUUCUCCCACGACGACAAGUACCUGCUGAGCGUCGGUAGGGACAGGCAGUGGGCCGUGUUCCAGAGGAGCGAUGGUGAGGAGCCUGGCUACAGCCUGCUUCAGGCUGAGCCCAAGGGUCACACGAGGAUGAUACUAGACGCCGCUUGGGCUCCGCUUACGGCGAGCCUGGCCCCGGUGUUUGCUACGGCCGGACGAGACAAAGCCGUCAAGUUGUGGUCUCUAAGCAGUGAUGACAAGCCUGCCUUCAAGUUGGCACUGAUGCUGCCCCAAAGAGCCUCGGUGACUUCGGUGGACUUCUUGCAGCGGUCCGCAAAGGACCAAGAGGCCAGCAUCGUUCUCGCAGUCGGCACCGAAGGUGGCGAUAUUACCAUAUAUGCGAUCGAUUCUAAGACUUGGUCGCUGAUUUCAGAGCAAGUGCUAGAGCAACAUCUUUGUUCCUCGAAAUCUAUACUUCAGCUUACAUGGCGGCCGGUUGGAUCUAGCCAAGACGCCGACGCCCAGCUCGCCAUCGCCUGCGAGGAUUCCUCGCUACGGAUAAUAGAGAUGAGCAGUCUGUAGCCAGAUGAAUGUGAUGCCUGAAUUUAUUUGCAGGUGACAUCGUUGUAUUAUUCUAUUAGUGUGAUAUGAUGAUCCUCUGCAGUGAACUGCUCACAGCAAGGCUGUUGUCUAUCCGAGUAUGCUCCCAUGAUUUGCACACCGUCUUUGUUCAAAAACGCCCAAAUAACGCCCACGCAGCCACACUGCUAUAAUUUGGUGUGUGCUGCAAACCGAGGAUCCCGAAGUAAAACAACUCUAAGAAAAAGUCAAA